Vombatus ursinus (common wombat) is the source of this 523-nucleotide messenger RNA. RefSeq names its product 40S ribosomal protein S15a. The coding region runs from base 90 to 482 and encodes 130 amino acids. Gene Ontology annotation, biological process: translation. NCBI's taxonomy places the organism in Eukaryota, Metazoa, Chordata, Mammalia, Diprotodontia, Vombatidae. Gene Ontology annotation, cellular component: cytosolic small ribosomal subunit; ribosome. The transcript is spliced from 5 exons. The record is from RefSeq and is a predicted model, not a curated record. Gene Ontology annotation, molecular function: structural constituent of ribosome.
CCAAAGCUUCGCGAGACUUCCCGCGCUUCCCAUAACUCUCCGCGCUCUCCCAUCGCGUCCUCUUUCCGCCAUCUUGCAGCGCUGGCACCAUGGUGCGUAUGAAUGUCCUGGCAGAUGCUCUCAAAAGCAUCAACAAUGCAGAAAAGCGAGGAAAACGUCAGGUUCUCAUUAGGCCAUGCUCUAAAGUAAUUGUCCGGUUCUUAACUGUGAUGAUGAAGCAUGGUUACAUUGGUGAAUUUGAGAUCAUUGAUGAUCAUAGAGCAGGAAAAAUUGUCGUGAACCUCACGGGCAGAUUAAACAAGUGUGGUGUAAUCAGCCCCAGAUUUGAUGUUCAGUUGAAAGAUCUGGAGAAGUGGCAGAAUAAUCUGCUACCGUCCCGUCAGUUUGGGUUCAUUGUGCUUACAACCUCAGCUGGCAUCAUGGACCAUGAGGAAGCAAGACGAAAACACACAGGAGGAAAAAUCCUGGGAUUCUUUUUCUAAGGAUGUAAAACAUACAUACAAAUAAAAAUGAUCCAAUGGAC